Molecule: messenger RNA, 2436 nt
Organism: Melitaea cinxia (Glanville fritillary)
Lineage: Eukaryota; Metazoa; Arthropoda; Insecta; Lepidoptera; Nymphalidae
Gene: rt
Product: protein O-mannosyltransferase 1
Exons: 9
Coding region: 1-2334 (777 amino acids)
Biological process (GO): protein O-linked glycosylation via mannose
Cellular component (GO): endoplasmic reticulum; membrane
Molecular function (GO): dolichyl-phosphate-mannose-protein mannosyltransferase activity
Source: RefSeq, a predicted model, not a curated record
AUGGAUAUAAAGAAAUCGAAAACUUCUAACUUAAAUAAGAAUAAGGUCACCGAACUUUCGGAAACUAACAAUUGUUAUUUAGAUAAAUCCUUAACAACUUCAAAGAGAGAAGUAGGUAAUGGUCCUCCAGCUGAGAAUGAAGUAGAAACUAUGAAAACAGUGCAAGAUAUAAAAGUUGAUGAGACAAUAAAAAGUGUAUAUCUGCGAGUGGAAAUAGAUGUGAUUUUUAUAGGAUUGCUGGUUUUAGCUCUGUGCACAAGGCUUUACAAUCUUGAGGAGCCGAAAUAUAUCGUGUUUGAUGAACUACAUUAUGGGAGAUAUGUUUCACUGUAUACAAAAGGAAUUUUCUUUUUUGACACUCAUCCCCCACUGGGAAAACAGAUGCUUUACCUCGCUGGGCACAUGGCUGGCUAUGAUGGUAACUUUACAUUUGAUAGGAUUGGCUCACCAUAUACUGAGUCAGUACCUAUCAAAGCAUUACGCUUAGUCCCUGCUAUUAGUGGCAGCUUACUUGUACCUUUAUCUUAUCAAUUAAUGAUGGAAAUAUCAACAUAUCAACUAACAGCUAUCCUUGCAGCAAUAUUAGUUUUAUUUGAAAAUUCUCUUCUAGCUCAAUCGAGAUUUAUGUUGUUAGAAAGUAUGCAAAUAUUAUUCAGUUUAUUUGGUAUAAUAUGUAUUAUAAAGAGUACUCGUAAAUCUGAUUUAGCUUCAGUUAUCUGGCUCUUUGUUGGUGCUCUUUCCUUAGGAUGUUGUUUUUCGAUAAAGUACUCUGGACUCUACACUUACUAUUUGGCAAUAUUUCUAAUAGGACGUCAAAUUUGGAAUCGCAUUGACCAAACAGAAUCAGCAUUUAAGCUUUGCUUGUCUGCCUUAUGGAGAUUAUUUAUACUUAUUUCUAUACCAUUCAUGGUGUAUGUCGGUGUAUUUUAUGCUCAUCUCGCAAUGUUGCCUAAAGCUGGACCACAUGAUAGUGUGAUGACAAGUGCUUUCCAAGCAUCACUACAAGGGGGUCUUGCAAGUAUUACUAAAGGACAACCUUUACAUGUAUCACAUGGCUCUCAAAUAACUCUCAGGCACUCCCAUGGUCGGACUUGUUGGCUGCAUUCCCAUGCCCACGUUUAUCCUGUUCGCUAUAGCGACGACCGCGGAUCAUCCCAUCAGCAACAAGUAACUUGCUACAGCUUUAAAGACGUCAACAACUGGUGGAUCGUGAAACGACCAGACCAACACUCUCUUGCAGUAUCUAACCCUCCAGAUACAAUAAGGCACGGCGAUAUUGUGCAGCUUUUGCACGGUAUAACGAGUCGCGCCUUAAAUUCGCAUGAUGUAGCAGCUCCCGUUUCUCCACAAUCACAGGAGGUAUCUUGUUACAUCGACUACAACGUGUCGAUGCCGGCACAGAAUCUCUGGCGUGUGGACAUUGUGAACCGCGAAAGUGACGAUUCAACAUGGGACAGUAUUCGGUCCCUGGUACGUCUCAUACACAUAGACUCAGGCUCCGCUCUGCGAUACAGCGGUCGUCAGCUGCCUUCCUGGGGCUUCCAUCAACAUGAGGUGGUUGCAGACAAGGUCAUCACCCACCAGGAUACAAUAUGGAAUGUUGAAGAACACCGUUAUACUAAAGCUGAAGAUAGAAAGGAGCGUGAGCGUGAGCUAGUAACAGCGGAGAUGAUUCCGACGGCGGUCACUCAGUUGUCGUUCUGGGACAAGUUUAUUGAGUUGCAGUAUAAGAUGAUCGCGCACUCGCCCGACGCGCCGCAGGGACACAUGUUCGCGAGUGAGCCCGCCGAGUGGCCUUUACUCGUACGCUCGAUAGCCUACUGGCUGUCACCUGAUUCAAAUGCUCAAGUUCAUCUUAUUGGAAACUUAGUUACUUGGUAUUCAGGAACAAUAUCAGUCUUAGUAUUUGGCACUUUACUUAGCAUUUAUGCGAUCCGUCAGCGCCGGGCGCACAUUGACUUGCCUCCAAGUACCGCCCGAAAGUUCUAUGACGCUGGCUAUAUAUUAUUUUUAGGAUAUUGGCUACAUUACUUGCCAUAUUUUUUCAUGGAUAGAACAUUAUUCCUUCACCACUACUUACCUGCGUAUAUAUUUAAGAUUCUUCUAUUAGCUUACGUCAUUGACCACAUAUAUUAUGUUUUGUGCAGUAAUGAAAAAGCAAAGCCUUUCACCCAUUUAUUUAUACUCUGCAUCACUAUAUGGUUGGCUUAUGUUAUCAUAACAUAUAAGAAGUUCAGUGUUUUAAACUAUGGCAAUACAGAUCUGACUGAAUCUGAUCUUUUGAAUCUCAGAUGGAAAGAUACCUGGGACUUUAUUCUACAUAAGAAAAAUUAAGCUUUUUAACUAUCUUCUUAAGUAGUUUAUCUCAUUUAUUGAUGUUAAAUACUUAGAGUAUUUUUAUAAAAAAAAUAAAUAAAAGAAAAUAUUUUUUUACAA